AUGCCUAAAGAGACGCCUUGCUUCAAUAGAAAACUAAGAUCGGUAAGUUCUUGACUAUUUUUUAACCAUUCGAAGAAAAACAAAUCUUUACAGCGAGUUGUUAAUGCAAAACAUUUGACAACACUAAGAUUGGAAAAAGCGUACUUCAAAAAGAAGCCUGUGGAAAUAUCGAAAACUACGGCAAAACAGUAAGUUUUAUUUGUUUUUUUUUCAAAAUAAUUUUAACAUCAUUUUAAAGGAAAUCGCCAUUGGUUAUAGUGCAAAAACCCUACAAAUGUUUCAGUAAAAAGAGGGUUUGGAAGGAAAGACUUGUCUAUUGCCCAGCCGAUUUGCAAAAAAUAACAAAUGAAUCGAUAUUGAUUGGUAAAGAAGUUAGUUUAUUUUAUGCUUCACAUUCUGUUAUUCUAACUCUUGAUAUUAUAGGCAAGACGAAGAGUUACACAUUAUAUCAAACACAACAAACUAUACAACACCACCGACAAAAUCGUAACUUGUGAUAAGAGAUUGGAAAAAGCUUUGGGAGUCAAAGAAUUUCAUCUGCUACAGUGAGUUUUUUUUCUAAAUCACUUCACUGAUAAAUAAAACAUUUGUAGAACAAAUUUACACGUAAUGAAUGCUGUAAAAAUGCGACACGAAUUUGGAAAAGAACACGAGAAAGAGCAGAAAGAAGCGCUGAUUCGAAUGAUUAUGGAUUUUAAAGUGAAACAAGAAGUUUGUGACAGAAUCAAAAUCAAACAAGAAGUUCCACCAACUUCCGAUGAAGAAGAGGAAGAAGAAAAACUAGUGCCACUUAUACCAAACAUCAAACAAGAACCAUUAUAA
Molecule: messenger RNA, 822 nt
Organism: Caenorhabditis angaria
Lineage: Eukaryota; Metazoa; Nematoda; Chromadorea; Rhabditida; Rhabditidae
Source: the annotation of a GenBank genome assembly